Messenger RNA from Pimephales promelas (fathead minnow), 6040 nucleotides. The record is from RefSeq and is a predicted model, not a curated record. Lineage: Eukaryota; Metazoa; Chordata; Actinopteri; Cypriniformes; Leuciscidae.
GGCUGGAAGAAUGUCCAAACGUUGUGUGGAAUCGCGGCGGUUUCCCACCACAAUGUUCCUCAAAAUGCUCCAGUCGAUCGGAAAGAAGACGGAGUUAAUAUGGCUGUCCACAAUUUAUCUGUCAGUGUAGUAAGCUCGCCUUGUGCUGCCGACACGACGCGCAUAACAACCCAUUUAGUUCCCAUCAUUUCAGAGCUUCUUGUCCCCUCCCCUCCAGACACAGACAACAACAUACACCUUAAUAGGGGCGCGUCUCCGACACAGCCGCCGACCAAUAACCCGUCUGUCUGGGCAGAGACCAAGGGGAUGAGCGCUCGCCGAGGCCCAAUCAGCGCUUUUGUGUUGCCUGCCGGUGCCGGGGACUGGUCGUGAAGAGCUACAGCAGCGCUUCAGGAUCGGAGAGUGAACCCGGAGCCAGAGGAACCUGAAGGGUAAAGGCGAGUCAGGAUGGAGCGGAUGUCUGAGGAGGCGUUGAGGCUGAACCUGCUGAAGCGGGGUCUGGAGGCGCCAGAUGAGCGGGAGGCCAAGCGCCUGAAGAUGGAGGGUCACGAGGCCAUGGAGAGGCUGAAGAUGCUUGCCCUCCUCAAACGCAAGGAUCUGGCUGCUUUAGAAGGGGCGGCGGUUGCUGCAGCCAUGGCAGAGGGCAAAGGUCCCGGGGGCAGCCAGGGGCUGAUGGGUGCUGUGCCCUACGAGGAAAAGAUGAACGGAAGUUUGAGAGUCGGGGGCCAUGGAGGUCCCAGCAAGAAUGGGAAGGAAAACAUAGUAGAUGAGCCAGUGGACAUGAGUGCCAGAAGGAGUGAAAUGGUUCGAGAGCGACGCACUCCGUCACCAGACGUUAUCAUUUUAUCAGACAACGAGGCGUCCAGCCCAAGGAGCACACCUCACCCUGAGGAGAAACAGCAUCAGGCCAACCUGGAGCUGUUUAAGGGGAAGACUGGCGAGGAGCGGCAGCAGAUGAUCAAAGCUCUCCGAGAGGAGCUUAGGCUGGAGGAGGCCAAGCUGGUGCUCCUGAAGAAACUGAGACAGAGUCAGAUGCAGAAGGAGAACGUGGUGCAAAAGCUGCCAAUGCAUCUUUGCCCCCCAUGAUGAUGUCACAGCGGGUUAUUGCACCCAACCCUGCCCAGCUUCAGGGUCAGAGAAUGCCCUCCAAGCCUGGCAUGGGCCGCUCCUCCACGGGCGGUUUGGGUAAUGCAGUGAGCUAUCAGCAGGCUGCCAGCCAGCAGGUGGGGGUCUCGCAGCGCUCGGGCUCCUCUGCGAUCUACAUGAACCUGGCACACAUGCAGGCAGCGGGAGCUGGCGUCGGGGUGGGUGUCAGCGGGGUCGGUGCCGUCAGCCCAUCCACCCUAUCCAGCGCCUCCAGCGUCGCUUCUCUGAACGACCAGGCCAGCAGCCAAGCAGCCGCUAAACUGGCCCUGCGCAAACAGCUGGAGAAGACCCUGCUGGAGAUACCUCCACCUAAACCCCCAGCACCCCUGCUGCACUUUCUGCCCUCUGCUGCCAACUCUGAGUUCAUCUACAUGGUGGGGUUGGAAGAGGUGGUGCAGAGCGUCAUUGAUAGUCAGGGUAAAAUGCGGGGGUCACUGCCACACGUGGAGCCGUUCUUCUGUGCCCAGUGCAGGACUGACUUCACCCCACACUGGAAGCAGGAGAAGAGCGGCCGCAUCCUCUGCGAGCAGUGCAUGACGUCCAAUCAGAAGAAGGCCUUGAAGGCCGAGCACACCAAUAGGCUGAAGAACGCUUUCGUCAAGGCUCUGCAGCAAGAACAGGAAAUCGAGCAGAGGUUGCAGCAACAGGCCGCUCUGUCUCCCAGCUCCGCCCAGACCGUGCCCAGCGUGAGCAAAGCGGAAACCAUGAUCCGACACCAUGCCCUCCGACAGACUCCCCAGCCACAGGCCGCUCUACAGCGGAGCCUGUCCAGCUCAGCACGAGGAGUCCUCUCUAACUUCGCCCAGGCCUCCCAGCUCUCGGUGGCCAGUGGGCUGCUGGGUAUGACAAGCAAGCGCUGUGGCAGCAGCAGCAGUUCCAGUGGCGGCAGUCGGGCCCAGCAUGACAGCCGCAGGCAGAUCUACAAUAUCCCUGGUCUGAAUAUUGCCUAUCUAAAUCCUGGAGCCAUUGGGGGCCACAAGGCAUCCAGUCUAGCGGACCGUCAGCGGGAGUAUCUGCUCGACAUGAUCCCCCCGCGCUCCAUAUCCCAGUCCAUCACCGGACAGAAAUGAGCCCCGACGGGACUGCAGACCCCCCCACCCACUUUCGGACGCCCCACCACCCCUCCGUUCUACAUCAGAACAUCCCGACCCCCCCCCCCCAACACAUACACACGCACACACCAUCACCCCAUCGCAUGCAGUGCCUGUCCGUGUGCCUACCCAACUAACCCAUAAGAACAGCUCAAUCAGUCAGACUUUAAACACCAGACUGUGCAUCUCAAACUUCGGUUUCCUACUAUAGCAAAGCUCUUUAUUGUUAUCUCAACUUAUUAUUGCUGUUGUUAUUGCUACUUCUAUUAUUAUCACAGUUAUUAUUAUUAGUAUUAUUGUUGCUUCUGUUACAGUUACUCUUAUUACACUUAUUAGUAGGUUUAGUGGUUUUUGCAUCUUUUUACGUUCUUCCCCUAAUGUUUUUCUUUCGAGAGGGAGGAUGCCAGAUUGCAGGGUCACUUAAAAAAUCUCCAAGCAUUUUUGGUUCAUUUGAAAUCUUCCUCCCUCAGUCGCCCAUGUAAAAUUAGACUCGUUCUCUCUCACGUCGUAUAUAUGUUCAGAGUUGGAAUGGUUAAGGCGUUCUUACCUGCGGAGAGAGAAAGAGAGAGAAGAAUCUUUGUAGCGGUACACGUUUGGAAACUACAAAGUCCUCCGAGAACCUUCUGGUUCAGAGAGAUUGAGACCGACUCAUGUACAUUGAUCAGAUUGAUCCUUAUGCAGAGUGCUGAUCUAGUCAACGUCGAGAAGGCCACACGAACCGAAAGCGGACCUGCGCUGGCACGGAUGAGUCUCCUGCUGUCGAAUGUACGGAGAAACUGUCGAAUCCGAGACCUGUUACCGAGCAGGAUCUCUCCCGUGUCUCUCACUUUCACAGGAUGCAGUGAUGUCGUAUAACUCCUUUUGUGGUGACGUCGUGUUUCACUGCACAGCAGAGAAUGAAGCCAGAGAGUCCCGUCUCCAUGAACUUUUGUCUCUUUUUGAUUUUUCUUUCUGCUUGGGUGUUUUUUGGACUUCGUCGGGCGGCGUCUCCGUCUGAAAUGGCCGUGUAUCUUAAAGGUACUUGCCACGGGAGACGAUAAUCAUUGAUAUGUCAAAUAGGUGGAAUUAUUGGUAAAAAAAAAACACACAAAAAAAAAAAAAAACGGUUUAUGCGUAGAUUAACGUGAGUUUUAACAGAAGGCAUUGACAAGGAUCAAUCAUCAUGUUAAAGCAAUGCACAUGAGAUGCCUCGUUAUGGAGGAGCACUUUUCUUCUUAAUAAGUGGAAAAAAAUGGUUAAACGAAAGAGGAUAAGAAUGUUUCAGCUUGAGGUAUGGAUGCCAUCGGAUGUCUCGGAGAGAGUCGGGAGAAAGACCUGCUUUUUCGACCCCAUGUUGAAUGAAUGCAUUUCAAGAUACGGUACUUGUGUUUUUUUUAGACAUGCAAGCGUUCCUGGAGGCGAUGGUGACCGUACAAGCAGUGUUUAGUCGAUAUGCAGUAUUAGGGAUUCUGUGCAGGAUGACUUCGGACUGCGCCUGUGCUCCGUUUCACCAAUGGCUUUCUGAAGGGUUUAACAUCUGCUUGUUGUCAAGGAGUUGAGCACUUAACUUUUUUUUUUUUUCCCCUUCCCGAUCCUAAGCAUUUACCAUGACACGUUUGGUUCUUUUGGAAAUCAGACUUUAGAGGUCUGUCAUGCAGGUCAUGUUUAAUAGCCGUGAGGAAACUCGAAGCUAUGAAGUGGUGAAUUAUUGGAAAUGAAUCUGUGCACAUGCGUCUUUCUGUCAUGUGAAUAGUCACUGAUCCUUGCAGUUUUUUUUUUUAAACUGUGUCCUGUAUAACGCCACUGAUUUGUGGUGGAACGAUGCAACUUUUGAACAAAACAAUUUUGAAGCUACCUUGGAUUAAAUUUUCAGGUGCAAUAUUAGAUGAUAGGAUGUUUACAUUUUUAUUCAUUUUUUUUUCCUUUUUUUUCCUGGUUAUGAAAAUAAAUCAGUCCCUUUUACUCAUUCUGUUCAGCCUUUGAUAGUAUCUUUUCUCAAUUUUAUGAUCUGUAUUUUUUUUUCUUUUUUCUUUUUUUAAAUGAACGUAGGGUGUUUAUAAUAACUCAUUUCUCUCUCCUGCUCUCUCUUGUAGACUAUAUUAGAUGCAUCCAUAUACCUGUGUUCAUGUAUUUACGAGAAAGUUGGAUUUUGAAGUUUAACUUCCUUUUUGACUCCUCGAUUAAGUUCCAUUUUUGUUUGGUUGUUUAAUUUCAGCUGUUUCUUAAAAAAAAUAAAAGAAAGAAAAAAGGAGAAAAAAAAUCAAAUUUAAUCAAACAAAAAAAAAUGUAUGAACAGAUGAUGACACGAUAUUUGCUAGGUCAGAAGUAAUAAUGACUUAUUGUACAUAUGCUUUUUUCUCCCUUGAAUUAAAAAUAAUGAAAUGAAAUUAAAAUGGUUGUAUAUUGUGUAGAAAAGCAAACAAAAAGCCAUGAAUAUUGUGAAGCUUGUCAUUUCGUUUUGUGAUCACUGUGUAUUAUUGUGUAACAAAUGUGCAAAAUGUAUGGGAUUAUACUUCUCUUGUUUUUGAAUGAGCUCUUUAGAUGCAUUUUCUCCCCGGCUGUACGUUUUUUGUAGUAUGUAGUAUUUGCAGAGGAAAAAAAAGUUCAUUGUUCUGGUGGAUCCAUCCAUUCUGUAGUCUUUGGACUAAGACAUGAUGGGACAGUCUCGUAUGUUACGUUUUUUUUUUUUUUUUUUUUUACCACAAUUUAUUUCAAGCAUUGAUGUUCAGUGAAUAAGUUCCUUUCCCUAAUGUCCCACACAAAGUGUUGGUCUUACAGAACAUGGACUGGAUAAAACAUUUGACAGUAUUAGUCCUCACCUGACCAAAUCCAAAGCGAUCAUCAUAAAUAUUAAAAUCAAAGCAUGCUAAUGCUUUAGAUAAAUAACUGGGUGCAGAAAACCCUACAGGGGAGAUUGUGUACAUUUGUUUUCUAUUGCUUACAGUACAAACUUUCUUCAAUAUAUCCCUAUUUUUUUUUUCUUUCUAGGGAAAAAUCACAAUGCUCUUAUUAUUAUUUUCUUUUCAUGGAAGAUUGUAUACAUUGUAUACGAUGAAGAAAAAAAAACUUGUUUGUUUGUUUUUGACUGUUCCAAUGCUUCUUGCCUUCAGCCUUUAAAUCAUAAGAAAUCAUAAGAAAAAAAUGGACAAUUCGCACACAUGCAAGUUUUGAUCCUAAGGUUUGUGACUAUUAGAUAUACUUUUUCAAGAUUCAUGUCAUGGAAUCACUGUCCAUAAUUCUCUGACUGGACAAUCAGCUUUUCUGGAGUUCUAACGCUGGGGUUUACUUCUCUCUUCAAUUUUUUUUUUUCUCUACAAUUUUUCCCCCCUCUCCCUGAUUUUUAUUUGUUGCAAGUCUCUUUUUUUUGUUAUUGUUGAAGUGGGAGAGAGGGCUUUUGGUCAUCAUUUUUUUUCUGAAUUUCAUCUGAACUUUCAUAUAUUUUUAAAUAGCUGCAAUUUACCCAGUUUGAAUUUUAAAGCAAAUGGCAAUAUGUUGAAAUCCGUUUGUAAAAGAAAACUAUGAUUAAUUAAAUUGUGUACAGUAAAAAAAAAAAAAAAGUACUGGAGAUUGGCUUAUUGAUUUUAGUCAAGGAAAAGUGCUUUUUGUCAAGUUUUUAUUUUCAUUUAGAACAUUAAUCCAGACCUUUUGCACAUCCUUGAUAUUUAACUGUCUAAAAUGGAGAUGAAAAAAUGCUGUUUGAUUACUGCCGGUUGAUUAACAACAAUUAUGCAUUGACUGAAAAAAAAAUAAGCUAAUUUUGGAGGAAAUAACUUUGUAAUAUUUAUCACUUGCAAGCUAUGUUUAAUAAAGGAUGGAACAGUUUA